Molecule: messenger RNA, 2321 nt
Organism: Platichthys flesus (European flounder)
Lineage: Eukaryota; Metazoa; Chordata; Actinopteri; Pleuronectiformes; Pleuronectidae
Product: cilia- and flagella- associated protein 210-like
Exons: 9
Coding region: 16-1656 (546 amino acids)
Source: RefSeq, a predicted model, not a curated record
UUUCUACAUGAUCCCAUGACAGAAUUGUUGAAACGCUCAUCAGUGGGUUCAGGUGGACAAACAGAGGAAACCAUCAACAUGUUCCAGGCACCUGAUCUCCGACAAGUCACCGUGUUGACCAAAGAUGAAUGGCAGAGGAUUCAAAAUGAAGUUAAGCAGGCUGAUAGAGACAAAGAGAGAAGCAGAGAAGCAGAGAAGCAGAGAAAAGCCCUGCACCUGAAGUCAAAACAGAUGGUGAAAGAGUGGCCAGACACCAUCGCUAAUCAAAGGCAAAAGAAGCUUGAGGCGAAGAAGAUCCGGGAGCAGAUCGAGGAAGAGAAAAGGAAACAGUUGGAUAUAGAAGAGGCCGAAUACAAUGACCAACAACGUAAAGAGGCCAUUGUGAAAGCCAAGACUCAGCUCUACUAUCAAACCGACCAAAUCAAAGGAUUACAUAGUGCACUCUUGCUGACAGAGGUGUUGAAGGAGAGGGAGGCUCAGAUUGAGCUGAAGAAAAGGACAAAGAGUGUCUCUAAAGAUGUGGAAAAAGAAUUCAUCAAUUUGGCGGGGACCAGAAAGGAUGAAGCUCUGAGGGAGGAGGAAGAGAAAGCACUCCAGAGGAAGCUUGAGAAACGGGCUAUUGCAGAGGAGCUGAAAAAUCAGAUGAAGAAACAUGAGUUGGCCAAGGAGCGACAAGAGAGAGAGAACGAGAAGGAGGGAGAGGAAAUCCUUCGCCUUCAUGAGCUCUAUCUGAUGGAGCAGAGAAUGGAGGAGGAAAGACAGGAAGAGCAGAAGAGAAACCUGAAGCAGGCUCAACUGGAACAUGUCAAUAAAAGAGACCUCAUGAGAGCAGCAGAGGCCCAGAAACAGGCGGUUGAAGAGGAUCAGAGGAAACUGUUUCUCUCUGCGAAACAAAAAAUGAUGAAGUUAAGGAAAGAGAAAGAAACUGAAUUGUUCAGAGAGGUCCAGAGGCAGAGAGAGGGGCUCAUGAAGAAACUGACGGACCAACAGCAGGAGCAAACUGUGAACGAGGAUCAGAGGAUCGCGAAGGCCGUCGCCGAGCAGGAGGCCAGACGUGAGCAGACGCUGAGGGAGGAGGAGGAGAAGAGGGCUGCAGGGUUGAAGUCCAUCGCUGAACACAGAGAACUGAUGAGACAAGAAACAGAGCAGAGGGACAAAGAAGAGCAACAGAGAUCCAGAGAAAUGCAGGUGGCUAAGAAAGAGGCUGACAGCAUAUUUUGUGAGAAAGAAAAAGCGAAGGCUCAGAGGAUCCGAGAGGAUCUAAAAAAGAUACAAGCCUGCAAUUCAAAACGAAUGGCUGCAAAAGCUGCCAUGCAACAGCAACUGAGACGGGAGGAAGAGGAGUUUGAGGCAAAGACCAGAGACCUCCUGGCUGAGGAAGAAAAGCAGUUUCUAAUCUAUUCACACGAGGUCAUCCAUGCAGCAGCAGAGGCUCAGCGAGACGUCUUCCCACUUUGCAAAGCGGCAAGCGAAGGGAUCGGAGGAGGACUCGGUCCUGCUUUCGGGGGAGUCAGGCCCAGCUACAUGGUUCAGGACCGCAGCGGUGCUCAGAUGCCUAACUACAGCUCUGGUGCUACCCAGAACAUUAAAGAGCUUCACGAGACAGUAGAUAUCCGAGAGGCAAAGAAGAGACUGGGGUUUAUGUGGGAAGACUAACAUGUUUGCAAGAGGAGUUGUUCCCAUCUUUGAGUUUGUUUCAGUUUUUGCUGCUUAGGCAAACUAUCUUUGUGCUUUUUCCGUCAUAUUGAUUUUACUUUUAAUUUGUCACCUUUCUUUGCAUGUAGGGUUGGGGGGAUGUUCCUAAUCUACACUCAAACCAAUAAACUACAUUAAAAUGAAAUAAUUUGUGUUUAUGAAGUUUGUGUAAAUGUGUCCUGGAACACACUGGCACAAAGAGAAGGAAACUGAACAUCUAGUAUUCGUAUUAACAUUGUAUAGGCUGAAAAUUAAUUUCAGCACUCUAUGAUUGACAUAUACACUAGUGACAGAGCAGUGAACAGCUUUAAGCAGCACUCUUUAUCUCCCCUCCCAUUUUCGUGGCUUUGUGAUCAAACAAAGGUUAAAAAAAAGUUCUUUAGGUUUGUGUAUCCUUUAAAAAGCACACAAAUGUAAAAAAAACUAUAUCUAGUUUACCUUUUGGUGUGUGUGUGUCUGUGUGUGUGUGUCUGUGUGUGUGCUUGUAUGUAGCAAUACAGCAGGUUUACAUUAAUGAAAAACCAAUCCAAAAUGCCAUUUUUGAACUUUGCAAAUUGCUUUUAUAAUUUAUCUUUUCAGACUGGAGAAUGAAGUGGCAGCUCAUGCAGUUUGGUUUUUGGUUUGAA